AUGCAAGUGCCUUCACUGGGAUGGCAAGCUAUUGCCCUCCGACUACACCGGGCUCCUUCGUUUUGGGUUGUUUCAGCCACAGCCGGAGUCGGACGAGUCGGUCACACGCGGCAGAUGAAAGGUAUGCAAGGGGAGCAUGCCUCUCCAUCGGGAUCGAAUGCAGACGAGGAGGAGCAGCGACCCAGUCCUGCAACCUUGGACGACGCUCCGAGUCGGCCCCUCAACAUGCGACCGCACCCACGCCCCGCUCCAUCGACACCACACAACACGACAGCUGCGAUGACGAGCAUACCGAGCAGCACAAGCGCACCGACGCGGUCCCUGGUCCACCUGUGGCAUCGCCUCUCCGGCUCACCUUCGACCAGCACCGGUCCACGUGACGUCGAGAACGAGCGCGACCCAGAUCAAGACGAGAAUCACGCCGAGGGUGCCAACGACGAGGACGAGGACGCUACUUCCGACGGUGCCCGUGGGCCCGACGUACCCGGUCGAAUGCACCGGAGAUCGGCGAGCGUACCCUACGCCUCGAGCCCGGCCGCCCCCCACCCACCUGCAUCGCCGCCUGCCUCAUCCUCGGCAGCCGGUUUCCUCUCGUCCCACUUCUCGAUCGACCCCGAGCCGGUGUUGUCGAGGCUGAGGAGAGUCCAGCACCAGCGCACUCCGACACAAACUAACCGCAGCCCCGCCUCUCCGGCCAGCCCAGCUGCUGCAGCAGCAGCCGGCUCGAUCUCUCCUUCUCGCCUCUCCGAAUCUUGGGACCGGUUCCGACCGCGGUGGCCCCACCUCGGCGCCGGUUCACCGGGCUUCCACGCCGCCAGCAAUAGCAGUGGCAAGGCAGCACCUAUGCAAGGGAGUGCGAACAUCAAUGAUAGCGAUCACGACGCAUCGGCGUUGAGCGAGGUCCUCGAUGGCGAUGAAGGGGUAGUCGUUGACGACGAGGCCUGCUUCGUCGAUGGAUCGCAAGGCAAAGUUGGUCAGUCUUCACCGGUUCGACGAGGAACGGGCUAUGGAGACAUGUGCUGAUGGAUCAUGUGCAUAUUCCACUUCCUCUCAGACUUCUUGUGCUCUCUCCCCAUCGAAAUUUCGCUCUUCAUCUUGCUACACCUCGACCACGUCACCUUGCUCGAGGCCUCGGCCGUCUCUCGCACCUGGCGCCUCUUGGCCCUCGACAACGUCAUUUGGCGCGACCUCUUUCACCAGCACGCCGGGUGGCGCAUUCGUGAACCCGUCGCACCGUCGGUCGCCUCGUCAAUCUACCAUGACGCCCCCUCCAAGCCACCCUCGUUACGACGAGCGGUCACGAGCGCGAUGCGACGAGACGGCUCGCGGCGCUCGAACGCUGGCGGCGAAGCCUCCGGAUCCGGACCAGAGACGCCGACACGCCUCGUGCGACGCAUCUCGGACAUGGUCGACACGCUGGGUUCGCUCAGCUUGACUCCUCUCGCCACAAGAGCAACGCCGACCCGUGAAACCGCCGAAGACCCCAUGUCGGCGAGUAUGGGUAGCGAUUCGAGCUGGGCCCAUGCGUCGCAGAUCCUGCCCGGCGCAACCCCACGUCGCACCGCACCCCCGGUCAUCUCGACGGCCCCACCUUCGACGUCGACGGUUGCGACGAACGCCUUUGCGGCACCCCCACGAACCCAUUCGUCGACACGCGUGCCUCUAUCCCGAGCGGGCUCCUCAUCGGCGUUGUCAAACCUUGCUUCUUCGAUCGCUCACCUCCCGCCCUCCCUCGGUCCUUCGCGGCGCAACUCGUCAGCGACCUUGCCUCCUCUGGGCUCCAUACCUUCCCCUCUGCUCGGAUCAAUCCCAUCCGCGCCCUUGACGCUCAAUUGGCCUCGCCUCUUCCGCGAUCGAUACCUCGUCGACGAGCGCUGGAAGCGGGCCGCGCCUCGCUCGAACUGGUACAAGGGCCACACUGACAGCGUCUACUGCCUCCAGUUCGACCCCAAGAAGAUCAUCUCGGGCUCUCGUGAUCGCUCGGUCCGCGUCUGGGACAUCGCGACGGGACAUACGACCAAGGUUUUGACGGGCCACGAAGGGAGCGUAUUGUGCCUGCGCUACGACGACAAGGUCUUGAUCACGGGCUCGAGCGAUUCGACGAUUCUCGUCUGGGACCUCGUCGGGGAUCCAAUCACAGGAAGGGGGCAGUGGGAAGCGACGAUGCAGUUGGUUGGGCACAACAUGGCUGUGUUGGAUUUGACCUUUGACGACCAGUGGAUCGUCAGUUGCUCCAAGGUCGGUUUUCCUUUUCACCUCUAGCUCGUGCCGAGAGCUGCCCGCCCGACUGAUGAGCUUUGCUUUUGUUCGCAGGACACGACGAUCCGAGUCUGGCAUCGCUCGACAGGUGAACUGUACCGCGUACUCGCCGGCCACCGUGGCCCCGUUAACGCCGUGCAGCUCCACAAUAACCGCGUCGUCUCGGCCUCGGGCGAUGCGACCAUGAAGAUGUGGAAUGUUCUCACGGGCGAGGUCGAACGAGUCUUCACGGGUCACGAACGAGGGUUAGCCUGCGCGACUUUAUCCGCUUCGGGGGCGCUCGUCGCGAGUGGUUCGAACGACAAGAUGAUUCGCAUCUGGGAUGUCGCGACGGGGACCUGUUUGGCCAUCCUCAGGGGGCACACGGACCUCGUACGCAGCUUGGCGUUCGACGAGGCAAGGGGUUUGAUCCUCAGUGGAAGCUACGAUCGCACAACGAGGGUCUGGGAUUGGAAGAGCCAGUCUGAACUGGCCAAGUACAAGCAACACACGAGUUUGGUCUUUCAUGUCGAAUUUGAUGCGUCGCGCAUCUUUAGGUGAGUCUUCACAGUUCUCGCUGCAGCUCGAAAACGAGGUGCCGUUGACUCAUGCUCUUUUUGGUACGCAGUUCAAGUCAUGACCGUAAGAUCUUAUCUUUGGAUUUCGGCGAAGGUCUAGAUACGAGCUUGUUUGUGUAGACCCGAGUACGUCAUGAGUCUUCACAGUUCUCGCUGCAGCUCGAAAACGAGGUGCCGUUGACUCAUGCUCUUUUUGGUACGCAGUUCAAGUCAUGACCGUAAGAUCUUAUCUUUGGAUUUCGGCGAAGGUCUAGAUACGAGCUUGUUUGUGUAG
Messenger RNA from Microbotryum saponariae, 3090 nucleotides. The record is from the annotation of a GenBank genome assembly. Lineage: Eukaryota; Fungi; Basidiomycota; Microbotryomycetes; Microbotryales; Microbotryaceae.